UAAAUAUCAACAAAAAAAUCACUCACUUUUCAAACAUACACAAUCUAAUCAUUCAUCAAUGAAAAGAAUUAGAAUGGAGACUUACUUACUUUCUCUUUCCCUUGCACUUUUCAUUCUAAAUUCCUUGACCCUCUCCUCAACCCAAACAACUCCCAACUACUCCACUGAUCAACAAUCCCUAAUUAUCUUCAGAAAUUCCCUCACACAAAACCCUAAUUCCCUCAACAACUGGUCCACCAACACCUCCAUCUGCGAAUGGACCGGUGUCUCAUGCGGGCCCCGCCACCAACGUGUCACCGCCCUCAACAUCUCCGGCUUCGCCCUCCACGGAACCCUCCCUCCGCAUCUCGGAAACCUAAUGUUUCUCCGAUCCCUCGACAUCAGCUCCAACAACUUCACCGGCCCCAUACCCUCCCACCUCUCCAAACUACGUCGUUUGAGGACGAUAAACGCGGGAUUUAACAACCUCACCGGAGAAAUCCCGCCGUGGUUAGGAUCUUUAUCUCAACUCCAACAUGUCCGUCUCAAUAACAACUCCUUCUUUGGGACAAUCCCUCCUUCUUUGUUCAAUGCUUCCACUUUGCUAACUUUGGAGCUCGGAAACAAUUUUCUUGAAGGAUAUGUUCCGAAAGAGAUUGCCAAUUUUUCUUCACUAGAAUGGUUGAAUUUGAGAGGGAAUAUGUUCAUGGGCACUUUGCCUCGUGGCAUCUUCAAUAUUUCUUCUUUGGUGUAUUUGAAUAUGAAACUUAAUGGUUUAAGUGGUGAGAUACCAAAUGAUAUGUGUGGUAAUGAAAAUCCAAAACUCAAAAGAAUUAUAAUGGAUAACAACCAGUUGUUAGGGAGGAUUCCACCAAAUAUUGGAAAAUGCAAAGAGCUGGAAGAGAUUUGGUUAAGUAGUAAUGAGUUAAGUGGCAGUGUACCAAUUGAAAUUGGGAGUUUGAGCAAGCUCAAGGUUAUAUCAUUCUCGACCAACCGGUUAACAGGUCCCAUACCAAAGGAAAUCGGAAAUCUUACAUACCUCAAAACUCUAGGACUCUCUUUAAAUCAGCUGGAAGGUGAACUGCCAGAAGAGCUGGAAACAGCAACCUUUAGGGUUUUCAUGUUUUCAAUGACCAUUUAA
This is a messenger RNA of Salvia hispanica, 1120 nucleotides long. NCBI's taxonomy places the organism in Eukaryota, Viridiplantae, Streptophyta, Magnoliopsida, Lamiales, Lamiaceae. The record is from RefSeq and is a predicted model, not a curated record.